Molecule: messenger RNA, 822 nt
Organism: Elephantulus edwardii (Cape elephant shrew)
Lineage: Eukaryota; Metazoa; Chordata; Mammalia; Macroscelidea; Macroscelididae
Product: phosphoglycerate mutase 1-like
Exons: 2
Coding region: 1-822 (273 amino acids)
Biological process (GO): glycolytic process
Molecular function (GO): intramolecular phosphotransferase activity
Source: RefSeq, a predicted model, not a curated record
AUGAGGAAACGGAUGCAUAAUAAUUGUCUUGCAGCGCCGCAUCCCCUGCCUGCUGCCGUGGCUGCCUACCAGCUCGUGCUCAUCUGCCAUGGCGAGAGCGCCUGGAACCUGGAGAACCGCUUCAGCGGCUGGUACAACACCGACCUGAGCCCGGCGGAGCACGACGAGGCCAAGUGCGGUGGACAAGCGCUGCGAGAUGCUGGCUAUGAGUUUGACAUCUGCUUCACCUCAGUGCAGAAGAGAGCGAUCCGGACGCUCUGGACAGUACUGGACGCCAUUGACCAGAUGUGGCUGCCAGUAGUGAGGACUUGGCGCCUCAAUGAGCAGCAUUAUGGAGGUCUGACUGGCCUCAAUAAAGCAGAAACUGCUGCCAAGCAUGGUGAGGCCCAGGUAAAGAUCUGGAGGCGCUCCUAUGACGUCCCACCACCACCGAUGGAGCCUGACCACCCCUUCUACAGCAACAUCAGUAAGGAUCGCAGGUAUGCAGACCUGACUGAAGAUCAGUUGCCCUCCUGUGAGAGUCUGAAGGACACUAUUGCCAGAGCCCUGCCCUUUUGGAAUGAAGAAAUAGUUCCUCAGAUCAAGGAGGGGAAGCAAGUACUGAUUGCAGCCCAUGGCAACAGUCUUCGGGGCAUUGUCAAACAUCUGGUGGGUCUCUCCGAGGAGGCCAUCAUGGAGCUGAACCUGCCCACUGGAAUUCCUAUUGUCUAUGAACUGGACAAGAACUUGAAGCCCAUCAAGCCCAUGCAGUUCCUGGGAGAUGAAGAGAUGGUUCGCAAAGCCAUGGAAGCUGUGGCUGCUCAGGGCAAGGCCAAGAAGUGA